GGGAAAAGGUCAAUCGGAAGCUCGGAAGCUCCUGCAGCAACCGAAGACGCUUCCCUGAGGAUAUAAAUAUUAACAUGGAGGAUGAUUUCAAGACUGAGUCAUCAUCAUCUACCUUUACUCUUCAAAGUUCUUCAGAGACAUUGCUUUCUAUUCAGCUAUUAGAUUUCAAAACAAGUUUAUUGGAAGCAUUAGAAGAGUUGCGUAUGAGAAGGGAAGCAGAAACUCAGUAUGAAGAGCAAAUUGGUAAAAUUAUUGUGGAGACGCAAGAGCUUAAAUGGCAAAAGGAAACUCUUCAGAAUCAAAACGAAGCAUUAGCAAAGCAGCACAAAGAAGCGAUGGCUGUUUUUAAAAAGCAGUUGCAAAUGAAGAUGUGUGCCUUGGAAGAAGAAAAGGGAAAAUAUCAACUUGCUACAGAAAUAAAAGAAAAAGAAAUAGAAGGUUUGAAGGAAACAUUAAAAGCAUUACAGGUUUCUAAAUAUUCUUUACAGAAGAAAGUGAAUGAAAUGGAACAAAAGGUCCAGUUACAUCUUCUGGCUAAAGAGGAUUAUCAUAAGCAACUAAAUGAAAUCGAGAAAUACUAUGCCACUAUAACAGGUCAAUUUGGAUUGGUAAAAGAGAAUCAUGAAAAGUUAGAACAAAAUGUACAGGAAGCAAUGCAAUUAAACAAGAGACUUUCAGCUUUAAAUGAAAAACAAGAAUCUGAAAUAUGCAGUUUAAAGAAGGAACUAAAAAAGGUAGCCUCAGACUUGAUAAAGUCCAAGGUCACAUGUCAAUAUAAGAUGGGAGAAGAAAACAUCAAUCUGACAAUUAAAGAACAGAAAUUUCAAGAACUUCAAGAAAGACUCAACAUGGAAUUGGAAUUAAAUAAGAAGAUUAAUGAAGAGGUUACCCGUGUUCAAGCAGAAAAACAAGAUAUCAUCAUUUCUUUCCAACAUAUGCAGCAGUUACUUCAGCAACAAAUUCAAGCUAACUCUGAAAUGGAGGCAGAAUUGAAGGUGCUAAAAGAAAACAAUCAGACCCUUGAAAGAGAUAAUGAGCUGCAAAGGGAGAAGGUAAAAGAAAAUGAAGAAAAGUUUCUUAAUCUUCAAAAUGAGCAUGAGAAAGUACUGGGAACUUGGAAAAGACAUGUUGAAGAACUUAAUGGAGAAAUUAAUGAGACUCAAAAUGAAUUAUCAUUACUUAAAGAAACUCAUAUUAAGUUACAAGAACAUUACAACAAAUUCUGCAAUCAGAAAAAGUUUGAGGAAGACAAGAAUUUUCAGAAUGUUCCAGAAAUAAAUAAUGAAAACCGUGAAAUGUCAACUGAAAAAUUAGAAAACACUAUCAAACAGAAAUAUUCUGAGCAAGAAAUAAGGGAAGAAAAUACUGAGAGUUUUUGUUCAGAUACUGGAUACAGAAAAAAGGAGGAAAAGAAAGAAGACCCAUUUGUGGAAGAAAUCAUUAUAGAAGAUUUACAGCUUUUUGAAAAAAACUUCAAGAAUGAAAUUGAUACUACUGUAUCUCAGAACGAAAAUCAAAGUGAAAUCUCCCUAAGCAAAACCCUCUGCUUAGAAAGAGAAGUAAUUCGUCAAGGACAAACCUUGAAUGUUACUGACAUUAGAAAAUCAGUUACUACAGAAAUAAAAGACAUGAUGUGCUUAGAAAAAAACAAUGGACAUACAGAAUUUAAAACACCAAAUAAUCCUUUUUCAGUGGUAGGUAUAGCAGUAGAAACAGAAAAGAUAAACCUAGAAAGAACUGAAAGAUUAGAAUUAGAUCUUCACUGUGCAGAUACACACCGGGAGGAUGAAAACAACACAACAUCAUUUAACAGUGUUUUAUACGAGACAGCUCACAAUGCAAAUCAUAAUAAAGAUGUUUCUGAAAAUGAACCAUUCAAACAAUUCACUUCACUCCUGGGGACUCAAGAAAAUGCUACAGAGAAAGAAAAUAGAGACCAAACCAAAGCAGAUUUGGAUUCAUCUUUGGAUGUAAAGAAGAAUCCCAUUCUGUGUCAGAAACCUAGUUUACAGGAUUCAAGUAAUGUUAUGUUAGAUGAUAAACAAUGUAAAAUAAAACAAAUACAACUGUUAAAUAAAAAAAGUGAGUGCAGCACAUUACCUUUUAAACAAGCUUUAGAUUUUCAGCAAGUCUGUAAUGAUACUUCAGAGGAACCUGAACUAACUGUUCCCUGUGAUACAGUAAUUGAUCACCCCAUUUCAUCUGCAUUCAGUGAUAAUUUGAAAGUACUUAAGAAUGCAGAUAAAAAUGUUAACAGUAUGCCUAUAUCGGUGAAAUCCUAUUCAAGCCCUGGGGAAAGAACUAUAUGGAAAAAUAUGAAUUAUAUUCAAAACAGUCAGUUUAAGAACUGUAUAGGAUAUUUAGAAAACAAUGAUGUGACCAUUUCCCAUCUUCAAGUUAAUGAUGAGAAUAGUCAUGCUUCACAAGCCAGAGAUGUGAAAACUGCUGUUCACCCGAAAACUUCCACAGAAAUACGGUUUUCUAAUAAAGAGAGACAGAUUGAUGAGAAUCAGAUAACUGAAGCCACAAAAAAUGACCUCUUGCUUUUUGUGAAUGUUAAUGAAAGACAGCAUACAUUGUUAAAUAACACAGAGAAAACAGAGUCAUUAAAUGACAUCGUUUCAGGAAAAAUGUACAGUGAAGGACAGCUGGAGGAAUCACAUUCAUUUCAUAUAAAGCCAUCUGGAGAUUUAGUAAACAGAAGUGGAAGGUCAGCCUUUGAUCCUUCAACUUCAGAUAAAAAAACUGAGAAAACUCCAGUAUACAUGAAUUUUUUAGAACCCAGUCCUUGGUCAAAAGUAAAUCAAAUUGAAAGUCAAACAGUGGGCACUUCAAUUUCUAGCAUUUCUUUGUUGCUGAAGGAGAGAGCAAUAGGUCCAUCAGAAAACAAAAAGAUAAUUUCAGUGGCUCUUUGUGAAAAUGUUGGUGUGAAUGACAUCAGAAAAGAUAUUGGAUCAGAUCCUACCAGCAUUAACAGAGUUGCUGACACUUUGAAUAACUGGAGUAUCCAUCCAGAUCCCAAGGGAGAACCCAGUGAAGAGAGGAAUGCAAUUGCAAAGACUUUUUAUGAUUCUUCUUUUCCCACAGAACAUGUGAAAACAAAACCUCUGGAAUCAACUCUGCUACAAAGCCAUUUCCAGGCAAUCAAGAUCAAAGAUACUACUGACUUGGUGGCCUCUUCUGUUGAAGAUGACUGGCAGAGGCUCAUAACAAAUCAAAUAAAUGAAAUUGAAAAGUCACUAGCCUUAGAAAAUGAAAACCAACCUAAAAAAAGAAAAGCUGAAGAGAUGUCAGAAAAAACAGAUUAACUGAAAUACUGGUAUAGUUUUUACUAG
Microcebus murinus (gray mouse lemur) is the source of this 3335-nucleotide messenger RNA. The record is from RefSeq and is a predicted model, not a curated record. NCBI's taxonomy places the organism in Eukaryota, Metazoa, Chordata, Mammalia, Primates, Cheirogaleidae.